Molecule: messenger RNA, 1132 nt
Organism: Scleropages formosus (Asian bonytongue)
Lineage: Eukaryota; Metazoa; Chordata; Actinopteri; Osteoglossiformes; Osteoglossidae
Product: tumor necrosis factor ligand superfamily member 13B-like
Exons: 6
Coding region: 66-887 (273 amino acids)
Biological process (GO): immune response; positive regulation of B cell proliferation
Cellular component (GO): membrane
Molecular function (GO): receptor ligand activity; tumor necrosis factor receptor binding
Source: RefSeq, a predicted model, not a curated record
CAGACAGACGCCCUGCUGAUGAAGGGAUUUGAUCAUGAACUUGGUUUGAGCCCCUCCCGCUAAGGAUGUCGGUGCAUCCCGGCGAACCCGUGCUUCGCUCUAACCCUGAGGUCCAACAGCAGCGGCUGCCGUGGGCACUCCUGCUCCUCACCUUGGCUGCCAUCACGUCCUGGUCGCUGUCGGUCAUCUCACUGUAUCACAUCCUGACCCUGAAGGCUGAGGUCGCCGGCCUACGUGCCGAGCUCGGCCGGAGGAGGGAGGAGCAGAGGAGCAUGAGCGUGCAGCGCCAAGGUGGGCCGUCACAGGAGCCUCAGACCUCCAAGGCCAAAGAGGUGAGGCUCGAACCCCCAAGCAGUAAAAUGAGCAGGAAGGCCUCUGGGAAUUCUCUUCCAGAACUGCACCUGACUUAUAACAGGAAGAAGAGGGGCGUAACCCAAACGUCAGAGGAGAAAGUCUUGCAGCCCUGCUUGCAGAUGAUGGCCAACAGCAAGAAAGAGACCACUUUUCAAGACGAACACACGGUCAUCCCUUGGCAGGUAGGCCUCAGGCGAGGCACAGCCCUUGAGGAGAGCAACAAUACAAUCCUGGUGAAAGAGGAAGGCUUCUACUUUGUGUACAGUCAGGUGUAUUACACGGAUAAGACCUUUGCUAUGGGUCACUUUGUCAUCCGAAGAAAGCAGAAUGUCGUCGGUGAUGAAUUACAGGAAGUCAUUCUGUUCCGCUGCAUUCAGACCAUGAAUCCGAUCUUCCCCUACAACACUUGCUACACUGCAGGCGUUGUCAAACUGGAGGUGGGCGACCGUGUGGAGCUGCUGAUCCCUCGGCAGUCUGCCAACGUGUCCCUCGACGGGGAUUCCACCUUCCUGGGGGCCAUCAAGCUGGUGUAGCUGUGCUGUGUCUGGGCUGGCACCGGUGAGGCUGGGAGACACGUUUACUGUAUUCACCCUGCUUAAUGUGUUACGAGGCUGUAGCUGAAACUUGUCGCACACACAACCAUAAGAGGACUACAGCCGAAGCAGGAAGUGCCUAUAUGUCAUUAUCGAGCAACUAUUUCUACAUGGAAAACUAGGUUAUUCACACACACACACAUUUUCUGAACCUCUCGUCCCAUACGGGGUCGUGGAGCCUACCC